Molecule: messenger RNA, 947 nt
Organism: Limulus polyphemus (Atlantic horseshoe crab)
Lineage: Eukaryota; Metazoa; Arthropoda; Merostomata; Xiphosura; Limulidae
Product: putative ammonium transporter 1
Exons: 7
Biological process (GO): ammonium homeostasis; ammonium transmembrane transport
Cellular component (GO): membrane
Molecular function (GO): ammonium channel activity
Source: RefSeq, a predicted model, not a curated record
GUUUUAUUUACCCUGUGGUGGCACACUGGACAUGGUCAGCAGAGGGGUGGCUAGCAGUUGGAAAUGGUAACAUUGGAAUGAAGCUCACUGCUUUAGGUGGAUUUAUACUGCUGUUUGGAUUCCUGGCCUUCAAUGGCGGAUCACAGGGCCACAUUACACACCAAGGAGACGCUGGUGCUAUAGCUAGUGUGGUGGCCAACACUAUCAUUGGUGGAACUUUCGGCGGAUUAGUUAAUUUGACUAUCUAUAGACUAGGUGCUUUUGGUAAACCCCGACAAUGGAGUCUACUGUUUUCCCUUAACGGUGCAUUAGCUGGUAUGGUUUCAACAUGUGCUGGCUGUGACGAAUUUUACCCCUGGGGUGCUGCUGUUGUUGGAACUGUUGGAGGUUUACUGUUCUUCUGCAUUCAUGUUGUCAUUAUUGCCAUGAAAAUCGAUGACCCUCUUGAUGCUGUAGCAGUGCACUUUGGAGGCGGUUUCUGGGGCCUGAUAGCUGCACCGCUAUUUAGACGUCAUAACGGAAUUGUUUUCAAGAAUAACUCAGACGCAUUAAUGGGUCUUGCGUGGAACAUCGCAGGAAUGGCAGCAAUCAUUGGCUGGAGUACAGUUCUGUCACUUGUUAUGUUUGGACUACUAAAAAAAUUCUGUAUGUUUCGUGUGGAUCCGGAAACAGAGAUAAAAGGUCUGGAUAUCAUCAAACAUGGAGAACCAGCCUAUCCUGCUCCCAGCUGGGAAGAAGAACAGUAUUACCACCGUUACGCUCAGGAUGGAAACCACAUACUGAACACAGAUGGUGUAAAAGUCAAUCUUCCUCCAAACAUGCGUUUUAAUGGUGGUUCUGACAAGAUGGUUAAGACGCACCCAGAACUCAAUGGCCGAUUUAGGCUGAUCACCGAGUCAACUAACUUGGCUUUUGUUCCUGAUACCUUUCCUGCAACACAACUAUAA